AUGCCCAAGAUACGCCAACCCACGACAGGCUACGAGCGCCUUGCCCAGGCCGACCGCUUCAGCGACGACUCCGACGAUGAAUUCAACAAUGCCGGUCUAUCCGCCUCCCUCAACCCUUCAGCUGCCGUAGGCCCCAAAUACCCCCCGAAUGGCAGUGGCCCGUCCGGCACCCGCCCCAAGUUCAGACGUCGCGUCGGUAGCACCGGCGGUGUCGACAUCAAAGCCAUCAAUGCCCGCUUCGAGCGCUGGGCCGACGAGAUUGCCUCCAAGUUCAAGCGUGGCCGCGGAAGGAGCUUCGCCGGCGAGGAGGAGCGCCUCGAGAUCCAGCACUCCGUCUUCCGCGCCCCUGAAGGCGUGCGUCCCAUCACAGCUGAAGAACUCGCCGACACCCCCGAGGGUGCCAUUACCAAGGCCGAAUUUGAGGCUACCGUCGACAGUGUUAGGCGUGCUAUUCGACAGGAAAUUCACCCCAGCAUGAUCUCUCAAGGGAGCUCUGGUAGCUACUUUGCGCGCGAUCCGGAUGGCAAGAUUGUCGGUGUCUUCAAACCCAAGGAUGAAGAACCCUACGCGGCUGGAAAUCCCAAAUGGAAUAAAUGGAUUCAUCGAAACUUGUUUCCUUGUUGCUUUGGCCGAGCAUGCCUCAUUCCCAAUCUCUCAUACGUCAGCGAAGCCGCUGCCUACGUUCUCGACCGCCAAUUACGAACAAACAUGGUGCCUUAUACCGAUGUUGUCUGGCUCUCCUCAAAAUCUUUUCACUAUCCCUUCUGGGACCGUCGCAACUUUUACCGCAAGAAGAAGCCCUUUCCGGCCAAACCCGGCAGCUUCCAAGUCUUCCUCAAAGGCUUCAAAGACGCCAACGUCUUUCUUCGCGAGAAUCCAUGGCCUGAUCAGUACUGGUCUGGCUUCCGCACAUCGAGUAGCAAAGAUGUUCGUAAUCGCAAGAACAAGAAGUGGUCCGACGCCUGCCGCCCAUCAACGUCGAGCCAGGCCGAGAAUGUGGACUCGGAGGAUGACGAGACUGACUCACCUGGCGGCGGUGAACGCUCUCCGUCUCCCGAACAGCCGGCUAGGUUCGAGUGGACAGAAGAUUUAAAGCAGUCAUUUCGCGAAGAGCUCGAGAAGCUGGUUAUUCUCGACUACAUCAUGCGCAACACGGACAGAGGUCUCGAUAACUGGAUGGUCAAGGUCGACCGCGACUCUAAUACCGUGACCGUUGCCACGGAGCCCAUGCAUCUCAAUAUGGAGGCCGAAGCAGAGCCCAACGCAGACCGUCCGCGGCCCGUCAACGUCAGCGACAUGCCAGCCACGCCCUCCACAGCAUCUUACCCCUAUCAGCGCCAGCGACCCAUGCACGCCUCCUCUAAGCGCAAUGCCUCAGAGAAUCACACGCGCAUGGUGCUUGGCGCCAUCGAUAACUCGCUCUCCUGGCCGUGGAAGCACCCUGACGGCUGGCGCAGCUUCCCGUUUGGCUGGCUGUUCCUCCCCGUGGACCUCAUCGGGCGUCCCUUUUCUCAAAAGACGCGCGACCACUUUCUGCCGCUGCUCACGUCGACGGCGUGGUGGAGCCAGACGCAGAUGGCACUCAAGCGCGUCUUUCAGGUCGACGAGGACUUUCAGGAGCGCAUGUUUGCCAAGCAAAUCGCCGUCAUGAAGGGCCAGGCCUGGAACGUCGUCGAGGCCCUCAAGACGCCCGACCACGGGCCGCUCGAGCUCACCCGCCGCGCCAAGGUCUGCGUCUGGGACGACCUCGUCGAUGUGCCCGUCGCCGUCCCCAUGCGCGUCACCUCAUCAGAGAUGCGCCGCAACGCCCUCGCUUCUUCGUCUCGCGCCUCGAUCGACGACGAGGAGGCCGAUAUUGCCAGCUCCGCGCCGACUGCCAGCAACAGCACCGUCGUCUCCGCCGCGCAAUCCACAGACCUCCUCGGCUUCAGCGCCGCCUCGCUGCCCGGGGGCGAUCUUCCGAACCCGGGCCGCUUUGAAAUCACAAUCAGCCCCAAGCUCGAAGCCACGCAAGACACCGCUCCCAAUGGCGAUAUCGCCGCUGAAAAUACCACAACCUCCUCCCGGCCCUCGUACACCGGGCCCUCGCGCACGCUCAACACCUACGACCCACCCCGCAACAGCAACCUCAACAGCAGCCAGCGCCACCAGCGCCGGUACUCUUUCACCAGUACGCCCGGAGGCCGCCGCAGCAGCCACACCAUCGCGCACCGGCUUUACAGCGGGGAUCAUCACGCUGCCGUUGCCGGCAGGCGCAGUUACGACUACGGCAAUCACAGCACCGCCGGCGACGACGACCUGCUCGAGGGGGACCUCGGCUACGCCGCCGCCGAGGGCCAGAUGGGCAACCAGCGCAAAGUCAUUGUGGAGCGCCUCGAGGCCGUCAAGAGCAGCAACCCCGUCUUUACGUGGUGUUGA
Molecule: messenger RNA, 2418 nt
Organism: Beauveria bassiana ARSEF 2860
Lineage: Eukaryota; Fungi; Ascomycota; Sordariomycetes; Hypocreales; Cordycipitaceae
Product: phosphatidylinositol 3
Exons: 2
Coding region: 1-2418 (805 amino acids)
Biological process (GO): phosphatidylinositol phosphate biosynthetic process; Golgi organization; endosome organization
Cellular component (GO): lysosomal membrane; plasma membrane; trans-Golgi network
Molecular function (GO): 1-phosphatidylinositol 4-kinase activity
Source: RefSeq, a predicted model, not a curated record